Messenger RNA from Scheffersomyces amazonensis, 3344 nucleotides. RefSeq lists its product as uncharacterized. Gene Ontology annotation, molecular function: zinc ion binding; RNA polymerase II cis-regulatory region sequence-specific DNA binding; DNA-binding transcription factor activity, RNA polymerase II-specific. The record is from RefSeq and is a predicted model, not a curated record. The transcript has a single exon. Lineage: Eukaryota; Fungi; Ascomycota; Pichiomycetes; Serinales; Debaryomycetaceae. Gene Ontology annotation, biological process: regulation of transcription by RNA polymerase II; DNA-templated transcription. Gene Ontology annotation, cellular component: chromatin. The annotation marks the transcript as partial.
ACUGCAAAGACAAUCCACAUCACAAUCGAGUCUCAGCGAUCUAUAUAACCAACCAGUAAUCAACUUCAACAAAAACUUACCUCAGACUCAGAACGAUAUCUUAUCAUGGUUAUUCAAUGAGAACACAGCAUCUUCUGGUUCUUCGUUAAUAUCUCCUGAAAACAAUCCUCUAAUCACUCCCAAGAAUAACCAGGCUGUAGAUCCAAUGCAGAGUCAACCUCAGAAUCAAUUCCCAACAUCUCAACCACUUCAACAACCAGUUGUAAGUAGUAAUGGAGAAGUGGCACCUUCACCAUUCCCCAAUACAUCCAUUCAAUUUUCUCCAUUGAAUGAUCAACAACUCCAAACAUUAACCAAUGGUCCUACUCCUGUAGCCCUACCUAAUUCCUAUAGUCCAUUGGCGGUAACGUCUAAUGCCAACGCCCAAUCACAACCACAGGCUCCACCACCACAGCAACAACAACAACAACAACAACAACCACAGGGGACAACAACAAACACAAAUUCAAGAAAUAACUCCAAUUCAUUCCCCAACUAUAUGGGGAUCCAGGAUAAUCUCUUUCAGAAUGAUGAUAAUCCGUUGGAUGAAGUGUUUCUUAGAAAUUAUCAACUGUUAGCGUAUGCUUCAUUCCCUGUAGGAGCAGCGGAGGGAUUCACUACUCCCACCACUAUGACAAGUGCAGGGUUAGGUAUGGGACCCCGAACUGCGAAUGUAUCAGGAGGACCAACCAUAGUCAAUUAUAAUGGUAUUAGUGGAGGUAAUGGCAAUAAUACCAUUAGUGGAGGUAAUGGUAAUGGUAAUGGUAUAAAUCCAGGACUCAGUAUGAAUUUAGUUAAUAAUAAUGGACCUGCCAGUAUCCCUGGAAUUAAUUAUAUGAAUUUAAAUUUAACUUCAACUGCAUCAUCUUCAUCACCUACCAAUACAAAUGAAUCUAAUACAUCCCCUAAAACAUUAAGUGAUUUCCAUUUAGGAACUAAAUUAGAUACGUAUGAAUUAAAAUUAUUUAAUCAUGCUGAGAAAUAUAAUUUACCAAAGAAUAAACAUAUCUUUAUUGAUACAUUAAUAUUUGAUUCAAUAUUAAGAUGUUUAAAAAUGAUUGAUAGAGAAUCAGUUGAAGAAGUAUUUAAAAGUUUUGAUCAUGAUAAAUUUACAGUUGAAGAUCGUUUAAGUUAUUAUUUACAUAUGUAUUGGCUUGUAUUUCAUCCUCAAUUUUCUAUAAUUCAUAAACCUUCAUUUGAUACUAAAUUAGUUGAACCUUUAUUAUUAAUUCUGAUGAUUUUAAUUGGUUGUCAUUAUAGUUCUCCUGAAUUAGAUGAAUGUAUGGCCAAGAAACAUUUACAAUCUCCUGAAUUUAAAUUUAGUAUAUUAAUGUCAACUCCCUUAAGAUUUAUGAUAUUUCAACAUGAAGAUUUUCAAACUCCAGUAAAAUUAUGGAUUUUACAAUCUUUAAAUAUGUUGGAAUGGGUUGAAAAGAAUUUCCUUUCUCGAAGAAUGCAUGAACGAGCUCAUUUACAUCAUGGUACUACGGUUCAACUCUUAAGACGUUCACCAUUAUUAGGAGGUAAUCCAACUCUUGCUCUGAAGAAAUCGGCUGGUUCAACUAGUGGAUCUAAUUCAAGUGCUGGAGAAGAUGAACUGGAAGAGGCUGUAGCCAAUGAAUUGACUGGUGGAACUGAUCCUACCAGCGCCGCCAGUACCAACAAUAACAAUAACAAUAACAAUAACAAUAACAAUAACACCAAAAAUACCACCACCAAUAACAAUAACAAUAACAAUAGUAAUGAUAAUGAUAAAUCUACUUCAACUCCAACUGGUAAUGGACCAUUUAAAGACAGUACCGAUUCGGAUUUAUUCCAACGAUGGGUCGAAUCCGAAUCAAUGAAAAGAAUUACCUUUUUAACAUUCUACUUAGAUUCAAUGGAUUAUAUUAAAUUUAGACAUAAUCCUCAAAUUAUGUUUUAUCAAUUACAAUUAUUAACUUUACCAUGUGAUGAUGAUUGUUUAUGGGAAUCUAAUGAAGUUAAUGGAUCAUUUAAAAAAGUAGUUAAAAAGCAAAGAAAACUUCAACAACAAAUUAAACAUGAUGAUGAUAAUCCAUUAAAUAAAAAUAUUGUAAAACUUCGAAAUGGUGAAAGUUUUUUAAGUGCAUUAAAGAAACUUUUAAAACCUUAUAGACCUCAAGAAACUUAUUUAAAAAUGCAUUUAUCAAGAUUUUCUAAAAAGAUUUUAUUAGCAGGAUUAGUUGCAAUAAUGUAUCAAAUGCAACAAAGUGAUUUACAAGGUUCAUCAUCAAUAUUAACUUCUAAUGGAAUUAUUCAAGCUAAUCCUCAACGAAGUAAAAUUUGGAAAGAAUUUAUUCUUAAAGCGUUUGAUAAUUGGCAUUUUGAAAUUUUAGCUUCAUUUACUAAUUCUCCUUUAUCAUUAACUGAUAAAGUAUUUAAAGAUGUUGAUUCAAAUUUAAUUCCAAAUCCUUUAUUACAUUUAUCCCAAAUUAUUGGAAUUUCUGAUAUUAAUCAUUAUGAUAUUGCAAUAUUUGGAGGUUCACCAGCUAAUCAAAGUGUUAAUGCAAGUAUGAAAGAUCAUUAUAUUGUUCAAAGAAAAUUACAUAAUAUGUGGGGGAAAAAUACUAGUGCAAGUUCUAAUGGUAAAAGACCAAUAAAUGAUCUUGUUAAUAUAAGAAGUGUAUUACAUUGUUAUCUUAUGUUAUGGCAUCUUAUGUUAAAACCUCAUGAAGAUGCUGAUAUUUGUAAUAUGUCUGCCGAAUAUACUGAUUGGAAAGCAUGUCCUGAUUAUUUUGAUAGUAUGUAUGCUGUUAGUAUUGCCACAUUAGUAUUAUGGAGUUAUGUAUUUUCAACUAUUGGAUUAGAAAAUUCUAAAUUUUCAGAAAUUGAACUGGAAUCAGAAAAGGAACUUUAUAAUAAAUCUUAUGAAGAAAUGUGUCAAUUAAGUGAAGAAGGUGGUUAUCAAUAUUUAGGUAGAAUUAGAGAAGAAUUUAUUACUCAUCUUAAACGUGAUAAAGAUUUUUUACUUAAAGAAUUUACAAUUCAUCCAAUAAGAUUUAUUCAAAAGAAUCCUGAAAAGAAUGAAGAAUUAAAAGUAAAAUAUACUCCUCAUGAAAUUUUAAAUAAAUAUUGUGAUAUAAUGAAUUUAAUAACUAAUCGUCAAAAUAUUAGUGGAUUAUGUUUCUUAGUUGGUUCAAGACUUUUAUGUAGUCAAUGGGAAGUAAUUCGAGAAAAUGCUAAAUUAAUUUUAAAUUGUGGUUAUCGUUCAAUUGGUAAAAAGAAUAUAUUAUGUAUGGAUUUAUUUAAUAAUCAAUUUGAUUAAAUUAGUAAAUAGAAUAGAA